AUGGACAGAAUCAGUGAGUUGCCUGAUGAAUUGGUGACUAAGAUAUUAUCGUUUGCUCCGAUGAAAGUUGCUGUAUCCACUAGCGUUCUGUCUAAGCGAUGGGAGUAUCUUUGGAUGUGGGUGCCUAAGCUCGAGUACAUUCAUUACAAAAACUUAAGUCGUGACAACAAUCGUUCAGUAGCUCCGACCAUAGAAAGCUUGUCCCUUGGUUUUGAUCAUGCGUUGUUUCAACCUGAGGAUAUAAAACUGUGGGUUGAAACUGCAAUCUCUCGCUGCGUACGAGAGCUAAGUAUCUACUGUGGCCCUGACUAUGGCGGAUUCGAAAUCGCAUUGCCGAGUAGUUUAUAUACCUGCAAAUCUCUCUUGGCUUUGAAGCUUGACGGACAUAGCGUUCUCGUGGAUGUUCCUCCAACGGUUUGUCUCCCUUCCUUGAGAACCUUGCAACUUGAACAAGUGAGAUGCUUGAAUCAAGACUCUCUUGGAUCGCUUCUGUCUUGCUGCCCUGUUCUGGAAGAUCUGGCUAUUUCACGACAAGUGGGUGACAAUUUGAAAACGUUGGCUGUUAUUCACCCGUCCUUGCAGAGGUUAACGUUACUGGUAGACGCUUUUUGUCCCCGUGAUGAUGGGAUUGGGAGUGUGAUAGAUACACCGUCUUUGAAGUAUUUCAAAGUUGAGGACCCGAGACCAAGUUUCUCCUAUUCGAUUAAGCAUAUGCCGCAGCUGGAAGAGGCAGAUAUCUUUGUCUCGAAAGGUCUCGGAGAGUUUGUCGAAUCAAUCACAUCUGUCAAACGUCUUUCAUUACAAGUGUUUUCGGACAAUGAACAAGAGUCUAUGUACCGUUCUGGUAUUGUCUUCGACCAGCUUGAACAUCUGAAGCUUCAAUGCCACCGCCAUAAUUGGUCAAAGUUACUUGUCCGGUUGCUCGAUGAUUCUCCUAAACUGUGA
Messenger RNA from Thlaspi arvense, 945 nucleotides. Lineage: Eukaryota; Viridiplantae; Streptophyta; Magnoliopsida; Brassicales; Brassicaceae. The record is from the annotation of a GenBank genome assembly.